AUGUUUUGUGGUCGAAGUAUGAGGUGUUUGGGAAUUAGUAAGACAUUAAUUUCCCAGUAUCAUAUUCCAUACAGGCAUAUGUCGACUCGCCGGUCAGAUAGGUUGCGAUAUAUUCAAUGGAGUGUUUUUGUCGGCUUUACAGGUUUGGUCGCAGGAGGUGCAAUAUACAUGUCAAGGGACCUCAAAAAAGCCAGUGAGAAAAAUAUAUCGUUCGGCCGUCCUCAGAUUGGUGGCGAUUUCAAUUUAAUUGAUCAUAAUGGCAAAGCCUGCACGUUAUCUGACUUUCGGGGAAAAUGGAUUCUGUUGUAUUUCGGGUUUUGUCGAUGCCCAGAUAUUUGCCCAGAACAAAUUGAAAGGCUUGUCGAAGUAUGCGACAGAAUAAUGCUUAUUGAAAAACCCAAGUAUCCUUUGGUCCCUGUUUUUAUGACAAUCGAUAGCGAGCGUGAUACUCCUGAGGUUGUGAAUAAUUACAUUAAAGAAUUCUCACCAAAUCUGGUUGGUCUUACUGGUACUAAAGAAGAGAUUGAUAAAGCUGCUAAACUGUAUCGUAUUUAUUAUAGCGCAGGUCCAAAGGACGCUGAUGGUGAUUAUAUCGUCGACCACACUGUUGUCAUGUACCUACUGGAUCCAAAAGGAAAAUUUUCUGAUUAUUAUGGGCAGGUAAAACCAGUACAAGAAAUAGUGCGGAGUAUUGUAGAUAAGAUGAAUGCAUAUAAAGACUAG
Molecule: messenger RNA, 723 nt
Organism: Trichobilharzia regenti
Lineage: Eukaryota; Metazoa; Platyhelminthes; Trematoda; Strigeidida; Schistosomatidae
Source: the annotation of a GenBank genome assembly